AUGGAAGCCUUCAGGUCUCCAAAGAACCCGGCCCGUGGGGCGAAACCCGGUGGGGGGCCAGCUUCGGUCACUAUCCCGGCCUCGCCCUUCAUGCAGAGGCUUGGAUACGGCACGGGGGUCAAGGUCUACUUGAUGAAAAGAUCUCCCAGGGGUUUGUCUCGCUCCCCGUGGGCGGUGAAGAAAGUGGAUUCCAAGUGCAACAGGGGCCAGCAAAGCUUGUAUCAGCAGAGACUCAACGAUGAAGCCAAGAUCCUGAGAGACCUCCAGCACCCCAACAUCGUGGGUUACCGGGCGUUUACCGAGGCCAACGAUGGAAGCAUGUGUCUGGCCAUGGAGUACGGAGGAGAAAAAUGUCUGACUGACUUACUUGAAGAACGAAGAGCGAAACGGUUGGGCCCUUUCCCCGCUGCCACGAUUUUCAAAGUUGCCUUGAGCAUGGCGAGGGGGCUGAAGUAUCUUCACAACGAUAAGAAGCUGCUCCACGCAGAUAUCAAGUCUUCAAACGUGGUCGUUAAAGGUGACUUUGAAGCUGUCAAGAUCUGUGACGUGGGACUGUCCAUGCCCCUGGAUGAGAACAUGACCGUGAGUGACCCGGAGAUGUGCUACAUCGGCACCGAGCCCUGGAAGCCCAAGGAGGCUCUGCAGGAUGACGGCGUGAUCACCGACAAGGCCGACAUCUUCGCUUUUGGGCUGACACUCUGGGAAAUGAUGACCCUCUCCGUGCCCCACUUGAGUGAUGUCUUUGAUGACGAAGACGAGUCUUCUGAUGAAGACACCUUUGACGAGGAAGCGUAUUACGCAGCCCUGGGAACCCGCCCAGCCCUCAACAUGGAGGAACUGGACUCGUCCUACCAGCACAUGAUCGACCUCUUCUCUGUGUGCACCAGCGAGGACCCCAAGAAGCGUCCCUCAGCCGCGUGCAUCGUGGAAGCCCUGGAGGCAACCUUGGCCCAGGAGUAA
Messenger RNA from Opisthocomus hoazin, 960 nucleotides. RefSeq names its product PDZ binding kinase (gene PBK). The record is from RefSeq and is a predicted model, not a curated record. Gene Ontology annotation, molecular function: protein serine/threonine kinase activity; ATP binding. Gene Ontology annotation, biological process: peptidyl-serine phosphorylation. Lineage: Eukaryota; Metazoa; Chordata; Aves; Opisthocomiformes; Opisthocomidae.